Molecule: messenger RNA, 1081 nt
Organism: Callithrix jacchus (white-tufted-ear marmoset)
Lineage: Eukaryota; Metazoa; Chordata; Mammalia; Primates; Cebidae
Gene: TMEM88
Product: transmembrane protein 88
Biological process (GO): negative regulation of canonical Wnt signaling pathway
Cellular component (GO): plasma membrane
Molecular function (GO): PDZ domain binding
Source: RefSeq, a predicted model, not a curated record
AUGGGGAGGACGGCGCAGACCCUGGCAAGGGCGAGCCCCUCCCCGGAGGUGCCUGUGGAAUGUCCUGGGCUCUGGUCCGCUCCUCAGGAUGGGGGGUGCCUAAUCCUACAGCCGCAUUCCAGGAUAAGGGGGGUGGGGAGAGGCUGGGCCGGGGGAGGGGCAGGAAAGAGGACUAUAAGGCAGCAGCCCAGGCGGGCUGGAUACAGGCAGGCCAUGGCGGAUGUCCCGGGGGCACAGCGAGCGGUUCCCGGCGGCCCAGAGCCCCGGGACCCCCUGGACUGCUGGGCCUGCGCUGUGCUUGUAACAGCCCAGAAUCUGCUAGUGGCUGCCUUCAAUCUUCUCCUGUUGGCGCUGGUGCUAGGGACCAUCUUGCUACCCGCUGUCACCAUGCUGGGCUUCGGCUUCCUCUGCCACUCUCAGUUCCUGCGCUCCCAGGCACCCCCUUGCACCGCGCACCUGCGGGACCCCGGUUUCACGGCCCUUCUGGUCACCGGAUUCCUGCUCCUCGUGCCGCUGCUAGUGCUUGCUCUGGCCAGCUACCGCCGCCUCUGCCUGCGCCUCCGCCUAGCCGAUUGCCUCGUGCCCUACAGCCGAGCCCUUUACCGGCGUCGGCGCACCUCGCAGCCGAGGCAAACCCGGGCCUCACCAGGGUCCCAGGCCCUUCCCACAUCAGGAAAGGUCUGGGUCUAAUUAUCCCCGAGUCAAGAAGAACCCUGACGGCUGCCUUCCCUCUUAUUCCGCCUAUGAACUGGAAGCCCCUCUUCUUCCGACCUGCCCUGCCCCCACCCCUGCCUGAUCGGAGUCCUAACAACCCUUUGGGAACAGCAGCAUCAGUGGACCCAAUGCUGAUGAAAGCCCCUACAUCCCGGAAAACCCCCUUUCCCUCCAUUACCCACAUCUAAAUCCUCAAAUUCUGGGCUGGACCCUGCAUACCUCCCCCUCAGCCCUUGUGUCGUGAAUGGGACCACAAUCUCAUGCCCUCCUUUUAUGGGGCAGCUCCUCCGGUAUUUCUGGGGCUGGGGGCAGGGAGGUGGGGCCAGAGGGGAAGGAGUGUCCACAUAUCAAUAAAGAUUUAACGAAC